AUGGGCGCGGCCAAAUUUAUCGCAAUCUCGCCAUUGCAAGACUGUCGCAUUUUCGACGACGCGCAUCACUCUGAGCAUGAACCUAUCAAGAUCAACGUAUCAUCACUGGUUAACGUCAAGGUCUGCCAAGCCAAUUGGGAGGUCGACACUGAGCUAUAUGGUAUAUACGAAGUUAGUGACGUCGAACAAUUGAGCGCACAGGUAGAACAAGCGUGGCUGGGGGAGCCCUUGGCACUACCUGAGAGCGCCAUCUUGGAGUCUCUUCAAGAUUUCCGCUGCAAGAUCUACCACCUACUCACGGAAUGCGGCGAUGCAAAAUGUCACGCCUCAGUGAUGCUGGCCGUCACAGUGAAAGUUGCAGAGCAGGACGCGGAGCAGCUCCAAAUUUGGUACGAAGAAGAACAUCUGGGCCUGAUGGCGAAAGUGCCAGGCUGGCUCCGCAGUCGCCGCUUCGAGCGAGUGCUACCGGCAGCAUCAGCGACUGAGAUGCGGUCCGAGGUGGAAUUCCUCGCUUUGUACGAUUUCGAGCAAAAUCACGGUCUCCAAGGAAUUGCACACAAGGCAGCAUCAGCUACGGCCAGAACAGCAGCCAUUCGCGAGAUUCUACGCAGCAAGGAUAAUAUGGUGCUGAGACAUGUGGCCGACCUGAAGCCCUCGACUCCAUCUUGA
Molecule: messenger RNA, 669 nt
Organism: Dissoconium aciculare CBS 342.82
Lineage: Eukaryota; Fungi; Ascomycota; Dothideomycetes; Mycosphaerellales; Dissoconiaceae
Exons: 1
Coding region: 1-669 (222 amino acids)
Source: RefSeq, a predicted model, not a curated record